Molecule: messenger RNA, 2181 nt
Organism: Penicillium manginii
Lineage: Eukaryota; Fungi; Ascomycota; Eurotiomycetes; Eurotiales; Aspergillaceae
Product: putative glutaminase
Exons: 1
Coding region: 1-2181 (726 amino acids)
Biological process (GO): carbohydrate metabolic process
Source: RefSeq, a predicted model, not a curated record
AUGCGACUCGAUCUCCAAGCUCCACUGGGACUGGGCUCCCUGUGUGCCUCCGUUCUAUCCCUGUUCAACAAAGGUGAUCAAGGUCACCAACAGGGAACCGUCAGACAUCUCCCUGUGCUCCCUCCUUCGUAUCCGCUGGCGGUGCGUAACCCUUAUCUGUCGGCAUGGAUGCCGAGUGAUCGCGUGCAACAAAUGCCCUAUUCGGAACCACAAUUCUGGGCAGGUCAGGAACUCGGCUGGUCCGUGAUUGUGCGUGUCGAUGGCCAGGCAUAUAGCGUCAUGGGCGUUCCCGACCUCGACGAGGAUGAAAUACUACCUGCCACAGUGCGUCGUGCCGAGUUCACCUCAACUCACUCUAUUUUCGAUCUCACGGCGGGCUCCGUGAGACUGACCCUCGACUUUUUCUCUCCCGUCACCCCCUCGAACUAUUUGCGACAGUCCCUUCCUUUCAGUUACCUGACGGUCAAGGUCUCCGGGUCUUAUUUCGGUAAUAAUAUCCAAGUCUAUUCGGAUAUCGAUGGGAGAUGGACUGGACGCGAGGAUCGCUCCGUCCUGGAUUAUGAAGAGCAUGACGACGGUCUUCUCAUUCAUUCGCUCUCGGUGGAAGAUGCAGCCAAGUAUGCCGAGGCUAGUGAUAUGGCGCUCUGGGGUAAAGCUAUUCUCGCUUCGCGCCCAUCUGAAUCUAGCAGCCUCUCCUCUCUGACUGGAGAUCCCAAGUCUGUCCGAGCUCAAUUCGCACGGGAGGGCGAUCUUUCCGGGCAAGAAUUUGCUUGGUCCUAUGGAAGUGUCGCCGCCUUGGCCCAUGAUUUAGGGACCGUCUACGGCCAGGAAUCCGUCAAUUUUGUUGUAGGCUACGAACGAGAAGCAGCUAUCAACUAUCUUGGAGAAGAAUACACCGGGUAUUACCGCGCAGAAUAUCCUACUACGCAUCAAGCUCUCUCGUUCUUCCUGGAUGAUUACGGAGACGCACUCAGAGAGUCAUUGGAGCUGGACGAAGAAUUGACAGCUUUUGCAACUGCUGCAGCCGGUCCCAAAUACGCUGAUAUCGUUGCUCUAUCCACCCGCCAGGCGUAUGGUGGGACAGAUUUGACAAUUCCAGGUGACUCCCUUGACACUGACGGUGUUUUGGCAUUCAUCAAGGAGCUUUCCAGCGACGGGAACGUCAAUACCAUCGAUGUGAUCAUGCCCGCAUUCCCUAUCUACUGGGUCUUGGAUCCUGAUUGGAUUCGCCUGAUGCUGGAACCUGUGAUGCGAUACCUCGACGCCGGCCGUUGGCAUCUUCCAUAUACCAUUCAUGACCUCGGCUCCCACUACCCGCAUGCCAUCGGCCAUGACGAUCAAAAAGCCGAGCCAAUGCCGAUAGAGGAAUCUGGCAAUUUACUGAUUCUUGCUCUUGCAUAUUCCCGCGCUACUGGAGAUUCCGAAUGGACAGAUCAGUAUAUGGAAAUCUUCCAGAAAUACGCCGACUACUUGGUCGACAACAGUAUCGACAUCGCAACCCAGCUUUCCUCCAAUGAUGCCGCCGGCCCUCUCGCCAACGAGACAAACCUUGCGAUCAAGGCAGCGGUUGGUAUCAAAGCAUUUGGUGAACUCAGUGGUAUCGACCGAUACUCGCGCAUCGGCGAGGAACACGCAAAUAUCUUCUUUGAGGGGGGACUUGGCACAGAUGAAGAGAAAAAGCAUUUCACACUGCAAUAUCCCGAUCAACCCGAGUCAUGGAAGACCCCAUACAACCUAUUCCCGGACGUCCUGCUUGGACUAAACACUUUCUCCGCCGAUGCCCUUCGGGCGAACAGCAAGUUCUACGCUUCCGUUCGAGGCGAGUACGGGGUUCCCCUAGAUAACCGACAGGACUGGGCCAAGUCAGAUUGGAACAUGUGGCUUGCUGCCACGUUCGAGAAGAACACGCGGGACGAGUUAGUCGAUGACCUGUGGGCUUUCAUGACGAACGGGAAACAUAACUGGCCAUUCUCCGAUCGUUAUGUUUCUACGUCCUCCCAUGGAAAUGAGCCAGGGAUCCCGAUUUUAUGUCGCGCACGUCCGACGGUUGGCGGGCAUUUUGCGCUCUUGGCUUUGAAGGGCCCGGCAUCCGUUCAGUCUUUGUCUGCUGAUAAGUCUACCCACGUGAAGCAUAGGAAGGGGGACAAGUCCCGCUUCGUACCUCAUGGGCCUGAGCUUUGA